CUGUUUGCAGUUUGUAUAUCAUGGGCUGCAGGACUUCACCAAGUGAACUACAUUUCCCACAAUUCCUCGUUAGACAGGUUUGGAACUGGAGUUUGGACUUUACAUUGCUGUUGAUUGUCAAGCAGACCAGACAAUUUAAAAAAUAUAUUUAUUAGAUACUUUGUCAUAAGAAGAAAAUAUAAUGUUCGCACUUUUGACACACGCGUGUAAAAGAAAUGUACGUUGCUCGGCCGCGGUGCAGUUAUUAUGGGGAGAGGCGGGCGCGCUCGCGCUCGCGGCUCGCGGCCACACGGCGCGGAGUUCGGAGCUCCUGAGGCGCCUGUCGACCAAGAACUUCAAUGUCCCUCCGAGCGCCGAGUUUCUGGCGCGGGUCUCCGGUAUCUGCACCAUGGGCAAGUUGCCCUUCUGGGACUCCGCGGAGGGACUGGACGCCGCUUUCGUCGGAGUUCCCAUCGACACGGGCACUUCGAACCGCCCCGGGGCAAGGUUUGGUCCUAGGGAAAUCCGAGCAGAAUCGGCCAUGCUGCGGAGAUACAACGGGGGCACUAAGGCCGCCCCGUUCGAGUCCCUGAUGGUGGCGGAUAUCGGAGAUGUCAACGUCAACGUCUACGACUUGAAGGACACCUGCAGACGCAUCCGGGAAGCCUUCAAGAAGAUUGUGGCUGCUGAUUGCAUUCCUCUGACUAUGGGUGGUGACCAUACCAUAGCAUACCCCAUACUGCAAGCUGUCGCCGAGAAGCAUGGCCCAGUGGGUCUGAUCCAUGUAGACGCCCACGCUGACACCAGCGACAUGGUCCUCGGGGAGAAGAUUGGCCACGGCACACCGUUUCGCCGCUGCGUGGAAGAGGGCCUGCUGGACUGCAGGAGGGUAGUCCAGAUCGGCCUGCGCGGGACAAGCUAUGCCCCAGAUGCAUACCAGUGGAGCCGAGAGCAGGGUUUCCGAGUGGUACAGGCUGAAGAAUGCUGGUACAAGUCCCUUUCUCCCCUCAUGGUGGAGGUUAGAAAGCAGAUGGGGGUGGGGCCAGUCUACCUUAGCUUUGACAUUGAUGCCUUAGACCCUGCCUUUGCUCCUGGCACCGGUACACCUGAGAUUGCAGGACUUACCCCUGUCCAGGGACUCGAAAUUAUAAGGGGCUGCCGUGGUCUGAACCUGGUGGGCUGUGACUUGGUAGAAGUGUCUCCACCAUAUGACACCACAGGUAACACUGCUCUCUUGGCUGCCAAUCUGCUGUUUGAAAUGAUGUGCGUCCUUCCAAAGAUAAAAUACUACUGAUACUUAUGAACAACGCCACCUCUGCAAACAAAAUCUGAAUCACAGGCAAGCAGGACUGAGGCAAACAAUGUAUGUGUGGUGCUCCUUUACAUCAAAUUCUUACUGUUAGUUUCCACUUAGCAAAUGUAGAAAAAAAAUCAAACUAUACAAUCUACAGCACUGUCUGAAAGUAUGUGAAGCCCUCAUGUCCAUUAGUUUUACUACAAAAUGGUUAUUUAAUGAUAACUUUUUCCUAUCUUACAUACUGUAUGUGUGUAAUGACCAAUUGCAUAUGUUGCCUUAGAGGAAAUUGUAUGUAGAUGAAACAGGGAAGUGGUGCAGGUGCAUAAAUAAGGGAACCCCCAACUUGCAUUGGUUAAACCAAGUAGGUAAGUAGAAUCAGGGUGUGUAAAGUAAUCAUUUAUUAAUUUUAUAAGCUUAUUCUAAGAUAUAACAUUUAGGUAAGUUUAUUUUAUACAAGAAUGACCAUCACUAUAGGGUUCACACACUUUCAAGAAGCACUGUAUUAUAAACAGAUUUAUAAUAUACUUUAAAAAAUAUGCCUAUACUAAAGUCUAUACAAAUGACUAAAGACCUGAAAUCUUGUUACAGAACAGUAAGUUGUAUUAAAAAGAUGAUGUAUUAAAUCUUUAUUUUAUGAAUACAAAGCAUUUGACACAGCAAAGACAAUUUGAGAGUUAAAAUGCCUAUUAAUGUUUGAAUAAAGUUAAAUGUUUAUGCAAAUAGGUUUUUUUUUCCUUCUCCUUCAACCUUCAGUUGGGAGUUUUU
Molecule: messenger RNA, 2041 nt
Organism: Scleropages formosus (Asian bonytongue)
Lineage: Eukaryota; Metazoa; Chordata; Actinopteri; Osteoglossiformes; Osteoglossidae
Gene: agmat
Product: agmatinase (putative)
Exons: 7
Coding region: 182-1273 (363 amino acids)
Molecular function (GO): agmatinase activity; metal ion binding
Source: RefSeq, a predicted model, not a curated record